Molecule: messenger RNA, 2333 nt
Organism: Brachypodium distachyon (stiff brome)
Lineage: Eukaryota; Viridiplantae; Streptophyta; Magnoliopsida; Poales; Poaceae
Product: probable transcription factor GLK2
Exons: 6
Coding region: 412-1980 (522 amino acids)
Biological process (GO): positive regulation of DNA-templated transcription
Cellular component (GO): nucleus
Molecular function (GO): DNA-binding transcription factor activity; transcription cis-regulatory region binding
Source: RefSeq, a predicted model, not a curated record
GUACGCAGAGAGAGAAAUCUCGAGGAGGUUUGUGGUGGACGUGCGUCCUCUAAUACUCCCAAAUCGCCACCAAACUAGCUAGUCCAUCCCCAUUGCUCUCACUCCCCUCCCUUCUUCCUAUCCAUUAGCCAGAGAGGGAGAGAGAGAGAUCUCCAUUAGAGCGCAACAGCUCUCUAGCUUCCUCCCCAUGCAGCGCACUGCCAAUCUUGCUCUCCUGCCAAGUCCAGCGUUUCCUACAACCACACCGUAAUUGAUCGAUCCAGUGGCUCAAGCCAGUAGCUGAAUCUAUAUCUAUCCAUAUCUCUACCAGCAAGCUGAGAUUUGUCGUGGUAUAUAUACUUGACACGGAUCGAUUAAUUACUCCCGCUUGUGAAUUUCUCGUCUCUGCUGCUCUACGAGAGGGGAUUUGGGAUGCUGGAGGUGGCCUCGCUACGAAGCCCUAAGGCGGACCAGGUGUUUGGCCUCGGCCUCGGCGGCGACCACAGCCAUGUCGGGCUCGGGUUCCCUGAAUCCGGCGGCGUGGACGACGACGACUUCCUGCUGGACUUCAUCGACUUCAGCACGUGCGACAUGCCCUUCUUCCACGUCGACGGGGACAUCCUCCCGGACCUCGAGGUCGACUCCGCCGACCUCCUCGCCCUCGACUUCGCCUCCUCUUCCUCCCCGGACGAGCCCUCGCUGGAGGACGGACGAUGGGGAAGUGCUGUCGACGACGAGGCGGUUACCAAGGCCAUGGAGGUCGGGGUAGAAGCAGAAUUAGGGGGCGACAGCAUGGACAUGGAAUUACCGCGAGACGAGAAUCACAAGGAUGAGAAGUUGGAAGUGUUGUUGGAAGAUGAAAAAGAUGAGAAGAAGCAUAACAACAACGUCGUGGCGGGCGAUGAGGCUGUCUCCAGCGCCGUGACAUCGACGGAGGACUCCGCGGCGGCCGCCGCGUCUGACAACAAGUCGUCCUCGGCGUCGGCGGAGGGGCAGAGCAAGAGGACGUCCACGAAGACGCCGUCGGCAGCCGUGGCGGGCAAGAGCUCCCAUGGAAGGCGUAAGGUCAAGGUGGACUGGACGCCGGAGCUGCACCGACGGUUCGUGCAGGCGGUGGAGCAGCUGGGGAUCGACAAGGCGGUGCCGUCCCGGAUCCUGGAGCUCAUGGGCAACGAGUACUCCCUCACGCGCCACAACAUCGCCAGCCAUCUCCAGAAGUACCGGUCGCACAGGAAGCACCUGAUGGCCCGGGAGGCGGAGGCCGCGAGCUGGACGCAGAAGCGUCAGAUGUACGCGGCGGCGGCCGGCGUUGCACCAAGGAAGCCCGAUGGCGCCGCGGCCGGCCCCUGGGUCGUGCCCACCAUCGGCUUCCCUCCGCCAGGGACGAUGCCGCCGCCGCCGCCGCCAACGGCGCACCACCCCGGCGCGCAGCCGCCGCCGUUCUGCCGGCCGCUGCACGUGUGGGGCCACCCCAGCGCCGCCGCCGGCGUCGACGCGCCGGCGCACCCGCAGAUGCUGCCCAUCUGGCCGCGCCACCUCGCGCCGCCGCCGGCGUGGGCCCACCAGCCGCCCGUGGACCCCGCCUACUGGCACCAGCAGUACAACGCGGCGAGGAAGUGGGGCCCGCAGGCAGUGACGCAGGGGACGCCCUGCGGCCCGCCGCCGAUGCCUCCUCCGGCCAUGAUGCAGAGAUUUGCUGCGCCGGUGCCGGGGAUGAUGCCGCAUCCCAUGUACAGACCGAUCCCGCCGCCGGUGGUGCCAUCACCGGCGCCACCGAGCAAUAUUAAGCUCGCUGGCCUGCCGCUUCAGCUCGACGCCCACCCGUCCAAGGAGAGCAUAGACGCAGCCAUCGGAGACGUUUUAGUGAAGCCAUGGCUGCCGCUCCCCCUCGGCCUCAAGCCCCCGUCGCUGGACAGCGUCAUGACGGAGCUGCACAAGCAAGGCAUACCCAAGGUCCCACCGGCGACGACCACGGCGAGCGGCGGCGCCACCACCGGCUGAGACUCUCCGCCGCCGGCGCCGGAUUCAUGAUCCCCUGAUCUCUCGGUGACUCAACUCGUCGAAUCGUCCGUCUGCACGUACGUACGUAUGAUAUCCACGUACGCGUGGGCGUGUAGAUUAAUUAUUAAGAACAGUUUGAUGAUGUAUUGUCCAUCUGUGGGUGUAUGCAUUGACAACGGAUCUCCUGGUGUUUUUUUCCUCUCAUGUACGUGCACUGUGCCUGCCUGGGAGUUGCGUGUAUAUUGUCGAGAUGGUUGGAACGACUUACAUUAUUUAUCCCUGUAUCACUGGACUGGUAAAUGAAUAACAUGCAAGGAUGGAUAAUUAGUUCAUGAAUAUAUGCAGUUUCAUCA